Messenger RNA from Cetraspora pellucida, 2418 nucleotides. The record is from the annotation of a GenBank genome assembly. Lineage: Eukaryota; Fungi; Glomeromycota; Glomeromycetes; Diversisporales; Gigasporaceae.
AUGAAAAUAAAAAAAGUAUUCUCCAAUAUUAGCAAAAAGUUUGCUCAUACAGAAAAAAACGAUGAAUUUCAUGAUACUGCCCAAUCAGAUGGCACUGAUUCGCAAGAAGGAUUGUGCAAGCCUGCGCCACACUGUAUCGUUCAGAAAAUUCACAAAUUAGAAUUAAAAAAAAUAAUUGAACGUUUAGAUGAAAAGAUUGAAGAAUUUCAAGAAUUUCAGGCUGAUUGGAAUGAAAAAAUUUCGAAUUUUAUAGCUCAUGAUUUAGCGAAUACGUUUAAAUCGACACCCAAGAGAUUAGAACAAUAUGGAAAGGACGUAGUUAAUAUUAUUUCUGCGAUUGGACAUGGAACUUGGUCGAAGGAUGAUCCGAAAGCUAUAGGAGAUGUUAGAACUAAUUUAUCUUUGUAUAUUUCGGAUUUUUUUGAUACAUUACAUGGGUGGUCUAGAGAAAACGUUCUUUGUGAAGGAGCAAAAUGUCAUCGAAUUGGAUCCAGGAUUGAAAAUUUGGCGAAUAAAAAUAGUCCUUAUCUACCACAAAGUCCUUGGGGACCAGAAACUGCAUUGAAAGGAAAAUAUGCGAAAAUUUAUUGGAACGUCAAAGAUCUUUCAAUGAAAUAUCCAUUGACGAUUGAUCCAAAACAUAAAGCACUAUCCUGUACUGAAAAUUGUGAACCAUUAAGUGGAGAAAUCUAUCGUUAUUUUGCAUUUCUUGAUCCUUAUAAACUUGCACUUACAGUAAAGGAGGAUAAUACAAUUGGCAUGGAAAUUUAUGAUUUUACAAAUCCUGCGCAACUUUGGAGAAUUGAUCAUAAUUGGUCAUCAACAGCUGUACUUCUUGUUGAAAACAAAGAAACAAGUACAUAUUCUAUUGGAUAUACAAGAAAUAAUAAAGAUAUUAAAUACCCUGAUAAAGUAAAAGAUCUCACACUUGUUACUGUUCCAUUAGUCUCUUGGAGAAAUUCUGAAAAUAAAUUUGCGGGAAUAAUCGAUCAAUCUGAUGGCACUAUAGGGUUCUCAGAUGGUGAAUAUUUCGAAAAUGUUGGAAUUAUACCAGGAUCCGAUCAGCUGUUUUUGUUCGUUCCUCAUCCAGAUUUUGCAGAUAAAGCUACAAUUGUAGCACAUAAUGGCAAAUUUUUGAGUUUUGUGCCAACGUCUGAAGGGCCAACCAUAUAUGCUAAUAAUGAUUUGAAAGAUACUAAAAAGUUGGCGUUUUCUUUGUUUGGUUACGAACAAAACAUCUGGCCACGGCAAGUACAUUUCAUCACAUCAGCACAUUAUUUAGCAUCUCGAUUUUCACAAGCCCUAAUCGCAAUCACUAAGCCUUCUACCAAAGUAACCCGCGUACGUAUCUGGAAGGCAGAUCCGUCUGUUAAAAAAAUUGGUGUAAGAGACAUUGACCUACAUAAUCAAGAUAUUACCAUCGGACCAUCAGAUUCAUGGUUUGAAGUUAAAGCUGACUGUCCCCCAAUCCAUCCGGAUCAUGAUGGUAAUUUUUUGCUUGAGUUUGAUGAUACACCAUCAACUGUCCCAGAAUCGAUUUCUCACACAAGAUUUGAUGCCGUUCACUGCUUUGGUGUUUGUCGAUAUGUGUUCAACCUAUUGUUUAGUGACCUGGAAUAUCUUGAUGGUAGACUACCAGAAGUAAAAAAACCGUGGGGCGAAAAAAAGUUAUCAAUCAUUCCUCAUGCGGGACAAGAUGCAAAUGCCUUUUAUGAUCGUGAAGAGGGAUCACUUAAAUUUUAUUAUAUCGUUCAAGAUGAAAAACCUUUAUUUCUUUGUCGUUCACUCGACAUUGUUGCACAUGAAGCCGGACACGCAUUUCUAGACAUUCUUCAAAUGGAAUGGUUAGUUGAAGGACAAACUGGUGCACUUCAUGAAGCUUUUGGAGAUUUGACUACAAUGUUUACGAUUCUCUCUAUGGAAGACAUGGUUAAGCUUUUAAUCGACACCACAAAUUCUAAACUUGGAUCUGCUGAUAAUUUUGUGGCCGCUGUAGGUGAAGAAUUUGGAGAUUUAGUAUAUAAAAAUAAAGGGAAGGGUAUAAGAAAUUUAUCAAACCAGUUUAAAGUGUCCACUGCUGGAACUGAAACACACAUAUUAUCUUUGGUUUUUAGUGGUUUCAUUUAUGACGUAUUGGUCGAUAUAUUUGAAUUAGAAAUGACAUCUGACAGGGAUCACUGGCAAACACUUUUUGAGGUUGCACAAAAUUUACGACGCGCGUUAAUAAUUGCGAUUCGAGUUAGUUCACGAGAGCCAACCGAAACCAAAUUUCAAGAAAUUGCAACCAAUCUGGCUAUUGCAGUUGGUACAUUGGGUAGGAGACUAGGUGUUAAUCUGGCAGGCUGGCAAAGGGUUAUUAGGAAAAGAUCCUUGAUAAGGGAGUUAAUUACUACUGGGCACUAUCAUGUUAGUAUAUGA